GUCAGGCCGGGUUGUUUCAAUGUCUCAAGACAUAACGUUGAGCUCCUCCAUCGUUCAUCUUCACCGUACAGAACUGAUUUGCUGAAGUUGGAUUAUGUCACACGUUUAAGAAGCAUCACCAGGUUUCCUGUAUCCAUCUGCCUGCAGCUCUGUCCAGAGCCUGCAUGAACGCAAACCAAGAGACCAAGCCCACUCUGAACAAACGAGGGAGCAGCCAAACAUCCAGCUCUACAUAAGGGAGAAGGAGUUUGGUGGUCCUACCUCUUCAUCUUCAUCCUCAUCCUGCAGCUCCAUUCUGGAUUCAGCAGCAGACCUCACCAGUAAAACAACCCAGUUCCCCGACCAGCAGCAGAUCUUCUGCAGUUCAUGAAGAUCCAACCUUCUGGUGUUUCAUGCAGAAACUGAAUCACCAACAUGAGAAGAAGAUCAAGCUUCCUCAUCCUCACCUCCACAGUUUGUUUCUUCUUCGUUUCUGCCCAGAAAUCAGAAUGUGAAAAGGCCACAGUGGGCGACAUCGUCUUCCUGGUUGAUAGCUCCACCAGCAUCACCCCUCAGAGCUUCCAGGAAGUCCGUUCAUUUCUCUACAACAUCACCAAGAACCUCGACAUCGGUUCCAAGAAAGUUCGCGUCGGCUUAGCUCAGUACAGCGAUGACCCACACCAGGAAUUCCUGCUGAAGGAGCAUGUAGACAAGAAAUCUCUGUUGGCUGCAAUAGAGCAGUUUUCCCAACAGAAAGGCGGCACAGAGACAGGUAAGGCGAUCGAUUUCAUUCGAGAGCGUUACUUCACCGAAGAGGCGGGGAGCAGAGCCAAACAACGGGUGCCUCAGAUUGCCGUGGUCAUCACGGACGGGCAGUCCUUUGAUGAUGUGGACAAACCUGCUAUUGAGCUCCGACGGCACGGGGUUGUCGUGUUCGCUGUUGGGGUGGAAGACUACAAUCAGAAGCAGCUGGAGAGAAUUGCUAACUGGCCUCCAAGUCAGUACACCAGAACCACUGCCAGCUUCCAGGAGCUGCAGAGUCUGACUGACCAGCUACUGGAAACCGUGUGCUUCUCCCUGGAGGAGCAGAGGAAAGCGUUGGCCGACAGGUUUGCAGAUAUAUUUUUCUUGGUGGACAGCGGACUUCCUCCACGUCAGUUUAAUCAGUUCAAGAACGAGCUUGUGAAACUGAUCGAUCAGACCAACGUUAAACUGACCGGCUACCGGGUUGGUUUAGCCCAGUACGGUGAAAGCGUCAAGGUCGAAUUCCACUUGAACACUCAUAAAACCAAAGCACAAACCCUCAAAUCAGUGAAAAACUUUAAGCUGCAACCACAACCCAACCAGCUACAAAACCUGGAAGGUGCUCUCCGUCUUGCUGCUCGUGACUUUUUCAGCCUUGACAAAGGUGGCCGAGCACACGAAGGAGCUCAACAGUUCUUGGUUGUUGUGACUGGAAAAGACCCAGGCUUUUCUGUGUUUUGGCCCUCUAGAUCUCUUAAAAAGACUGGAGUAGUAGUUGUUGGGAUGAGCACCAGUGUGUCACUGGAAUCACUAGACUGGUUCGCUAGUCCAGGAUUUGCUUUUGACUUUUUUCUCAACAGUACUCAGAUGAAGAAUACCUUCACCACCACAAAAGUAGAAACGAUUUCUGAAGACUGCAAAGGAGCCAACAUGGCCGACAUUGUAUUCAUUGUUGAUGAUUCGAGGAGCAUCACACCAAACAACUUCCAUCUGAUGCGUCAUUUCCUUUACUCAAUGAUCAGCAGCCUUGACGUCAAUCCAAAACGAGUUCGCGUGGGCAUUGUUACCUACAGUGACUACCCUACAGCUCAGGCCUACCUCAACACUUUCCAGGACAAGGCAGAAGUUCUGCAGUUCAUCACAACUCUGCCUCGCAGAGGAGGUGGGACCAACACUGGAGCCGCCCUAAAAUUUACUCUGGAGUCUGUUUUCAUUGAGGAGAAGGGCAGCAGAAAGGGGGUCCAGAAGGUAGCCAUAGUGAUCACAGAUAAUGGGUCACACAACAAUGUGAGCGCAGAGGCCAUUGGUCUCCGGAGAGCUUCGGUCAAAGUUUUUGCUGUAGGAAUCCAAGUUGCUAACACAGAUGAUCUGCAUGACAUGGCGUCUCACCCCACCUCCAGACACGUGUUCACCGUGGACAGCUUCGCUCAGCUGAAACCUCUGACGGAAACCCUGCAGGAAAGCCUGUGCAGUUCUAUCACAAACAGUGCAAUCCGUAACUCUGAAAUCACGCAGGACGCCAAACAAGCAUGUGAACAAAAAGAUGAAGCAGAUAUCUUCUUCCUCAUCGAUGACUCAGGAAGCAUCGAGCAGGAAGACUUCACAGAUAUGAAGAAGUUUGUUAUCGAGUUUCUGAAAACCUUCCGUAUUGGGCCACAUCAUGUUCGCCUGGGGCUGGUGAAAUACUCAGAUGAACCCACUGAAGAGUUUGACCUGGGUGUGUACUCAUCAGCUUUGGAGAUAGAGAAAGCUGUGGAGAGCAUUUUCCAUGAAGGAGGUGGAACCAAAUCUGGGUUGGCGCUGUCCUUCAUGGGAUCUUAUUUUGAGAGAGCAGCGGCUUCUCGUCAGGUCCAACAGUAUUUGAUCGUCAUCACAGAUGGAGAGUCCUCAGAUGAAGUCAAAGAUCCAGCUGAAAAUCUUAGAAAUAAGGGCAUCUCUGUGUUCGCCAUUGGGAUCAAGGAAGCAAACGCAACUCAACUGAAUGAGAUAUCUGGGAACUCCAAGAGGACAUUCUCUGUCAGUAACUUUGAUGCCCUUAAGUUCAUCAGUGAUGAUGUCAUAAGAGAAAUCUGCGCUCCUGAGGUUUGUAAAGACGUUCCCAGUGACAUAAUCUUCCUGACUGAAAGCUCAGAGAGAAUCUCGGAGAUGGACUUCAAGAAAACGAAAGAAUUCAUGAAAUCUGUCAUAAGCAAGUCCAUGAUCGGGCCAAAUGAGGUGCAUGUUGGUGUGAUGCAGUUUAGCACCAAACAUCAUUUGGAGUUUCCUCUCAGCAACUCUUACAGUAAAGAAGAAAUCCUGAGAGCUAUUGAUGACAUGAAGCAGAUGAAGCUAGACACUCACACAGGAAAAGCUAUCACAGAGGUUUCAAAUUAUUUUGAUGAAUCCAAUGGAGGGCGUCCCAGUCUGAGGCAGAACCUGGUGGUGAUAACCUACAGUAAGGCUAAAGAUGAGGUCAGAGGUCCUGCUGAAGCUCUCAGGGCCAAAGGAGUGGUUAUCUACUCCAUCGGACUGAUGGAUGCCAACCUUUCCCAGCUUCAGCAAAUCAGUGGUUCAUCUGACACAGUUUUUAACCAAGAAAGCACUGAUGCACUAAAUGAACUAGAGAGUGUUCUGGCCUUAAAGUUCUGUGAUCCUCAAAGAGAUUGUAAGAAGGUCGAAAAAGCUGAUAUCAUUUUCCUGGUCGAUGGUUCUGGAAGCAUAGAUGAUCAAGAAUUCAAAAGUAUGCAGACGUUUAUGUACUCUGUAGUGAACCAGACCACAGUUGGUCAGGAGCUGACCCGGUUUGGGGUCAUACUCUACUCUGACACUGCAGAAAUCCAGUUUCGUCUGAAUGCCUACAACUCCAGAGCAGAAGUUCUUAAAGCUAUAAAUGGUUUGGUGCCACCGCUCAAAAACACGUACACAAGCAAGGCUUUGAAGUACUCGUUAGAGUUCUUUAACGAUGAACAUGGUGGACGACGAAAACUGAAGAUUCCUCAGAUCAUUAUGGUCAUCACAGACGGUGAUGCCCAAGACUAUUACGGUCUGAAAGCCUCAUCUGAUGCCCUGCGAGCAAAUAACAUCAAUGUCAUCAGUAUUGGAGUAGAGGGGGCCAUAAAGGAGCAGCUGGACACCAUGGCUGGAGGGGACCAAUCCAAAGUUUUCUUUGUGAAGGAUUUCAAAGAAUUAGAGACUCUGUACAAGAACAUGUCAGAUGUCAUCUGCCAAACCACUAAACCAGCUUGUGAAAAGGCAGACCUGGUUUUUCUGCUUGAUAAUUCCGGCAGCAUCAGCUCAGAUAAUUACAAUACCAUCAAAAACUUCACGACCGACGUAGUGAACAGCUUCAACGUCAGUGAGAAUGAAUUCCGAGUUGGACUUGCAGCGUUUAGUAAUUCCCCUAAACACGAGUUUUAUCUCAAUGAGUACAGCAGCAACAAAGCUGUGGUUGAUCACGUAAUGAAGUUGACGUAUGAGGGUGGAAACACCUACAUCAGCAAGGCCUUGGUGUUUAUCAAGGAGUACUUUCAAACAUCACGGGGCAGCCGCAUCAACACCCCCAAAACGCUGGUGCUGAUCACAGAUGGAAACUCUCAAGAUGACGUGGAGGAUGCAGCUAAUGAGCUCAGGGACAUGGGCAUUCAAAUACUAGCUGUUGCCAUUGGAGAUGUCUAUGACCUGCAGCUCCUUCAGAUCACUGGAGACCCAAGAAAACUUUUUACUGUGGUGAACUUUGACAGCUUGGCCAACAUUAAGAAAAAGGUUGUUGAAGCCAUCUGCCCAGAGCCUUCUACUGAGCCCUCUGUUUGCAGCAUUGAUAUCGCCAUAGGAUUUGAUAUUUCCACAAGAGGAGGUCCCGGUGUGACCCUUAACAGUUACGUUAGACAUCUCAAGGAGAUCGCCCAGUCUAUUUCUAUGGUGGAGGACCUCUGCUGCACCAGUCCGCUCCACACUAACAUUUCCUUCAGCGUGGUGGACAUCAAUGGACACGCUCUGUAUGACAACAAGUUUGAGGCUUACAGUGAACAAGUAGUGAACAAAUUCUUGAACAUUUCAUGGUCACAGCCCACUUUAUUCAAUUUAGCUCAAUUGAACUACUUCGGAGACUGGUUCAGAGACAAGUCCACAGCUCAAGUAAAGGUGCUGGUGAUCUUCUCAGAUGGACUUGAUGAAGAUGUGAUGAAACUAAGGCAGGGAUCUGAGCAGCUAAGAGAGUCUGGGGUCAGUGCUCUGUUGACUGUGGCACUAAAUGGUGCUGAACCCUCCCAGCUUCAGAUGGUCGAGUUCGGCCGAGGAUCCAACUACCAGCUUCCUCUUACUAUCCACACUCCGAGCAUCAAAGGCAUCCUCCUUCAGCAGAUUAGUGCUGUGGCAGAUCGUGUCUGCUGUAAUGUUGCAUGUAAAUGUUCAGGACAUCAAGGCAUACCUGGUACUCCUGGCGCACUUGGGACAAAGGGUUCUCCUGGACUGAAGGGCCACCCAGGAUUUCCGGGAGAUGAAGGAUACCACGGGCCUCGAGGACCUCCGGGACCUAAUGGAGUUCAGGGCUCUGCUGGAUGUCCAGGAUUCAGAGGAGCGAAGGGAUCUCAUAGCUACUCAGGAGAGAAGGGCGAAGAAGGAGAAGAAGGGCUGGAUGGAGUGAAUGGAGAACAGGGACAAACCGGAAAAGAUGGAAUUCCAGGAGCUAAAGGAGACCCAGGAAAAUCAGGGAAACCAGGUACCAGAGGGGAGGCGGGGCUGAAGGGGGAGCGAGGCCUGAGAGGAGAUUCGGGCGAACCCGGAACCGACAACACAAGUCCAGGACCCCGCGGGGACCCUGGAAACCCGGGACCUCCGGGCACUCCGGGUCGAGACGGGUUGCCAGGUCAGGAUGGAGAUCCCGGAUUCCAGGGUCGAGAUGGGAGAAGAGGCCCUGGUGGCGACCCGGGCUUACCUGGAGAGAAAGGAGCUCGAGGACCUCCAGGUGCCGCGGGUGCUUCUGGUCCACGGGGACCCAAAGGAAAGCACGGCGAGCCAGGUCCAAAGGGGAUGCUUGGUUUACCUGGACCUCAGGGUGGUCCGGGACGGGUCGGACGCCCGGGACAAACUGGAAACACUGGUGCUAACGGACAGAAGGGCCAACCAGGAGAGGAGGGAGUGAAGGGGUCCCGAGGACCGCCAGGACCCCGAGGACCGCCGGGAAACGAUGGAGAAGACGGUUUAGGGCCUGACGGACCCAAAGGUGCAAAGGGAGUUCCUGGUUUUCCUGGUUAUCCUGGUCAGCCGGGUGAACUGGGUCAAGGGGGAACCAAAGGUUAUCCGGGUCAAAAAGGAAACCGAGGUCGAGGGGGAAACUCCGGAGGCUCAGGACAGCCCGGACUGCCUGGAGAUCCAGGAUAUCCGGGACACAAGGGACACCGAGGUCCUCCUGGAAGAAUGGAAAAGACAGAGUGUGAGCUGAUCACCUUCAUUAGAGACAGCUGUGUUUGUUCUGACGGUCGUUCCCAGUGCCCGGCGUACCCCACCGAGCUGGUCUUUAGUCUGGACCUCUCAGAGGAUGUGUCCUCAGAUGAUUUUGACAAGCAGCGCCAAGCCGUACUCUCCCUGCUGGAGAGCAUCUCCAUCGCAGAGAGCAACUGUCCCAUGGGUGCUCGGGUGGCCGUGGUGGAAUUCAGCAGAUACACCAGGAACCUGAUCCGCUUCCAGGAGCAUCACAGAAAGAAACAGCUGAUAGAAGCUGUGGAGAAAAUUGCCUAUGAGCGCACAACGGACCGCCGCCACCUAGGGGCCGCCAUGCUCUCAGUGGGUCGGAACAUAUUUAAACGUGCCAGAGCAGGCAUGAUGAUAAGGAAGGUGGCGGUCUUCUUCUCCAACGGGCCGUCUCAGGACCCGGAUGAUAUGAUUGCAGCCAUGAUGGAGUACAGCGCUCGGAACAUUGUCCCAGUGGUGAUUUCCCUGAAGAAAGCACCUAGGGUCAGCCAAGUGAUGGAGGUUGAUGACUCAGGGAGGUCCAUCUUCGUGAUGCUGAGGAGGCAGCAGGACCUGAUGAAGGUCAUGAACUGUGCCAUCUGUUACGAUCCCUGCAGGCGCUCAGAGGAAUGCUCCUUCAUCCAGGACCCGGUACCGCUUCAGCAGGUGGACACAGACCUCGUCAUGGUUAUAGACGGCUCCAGGGAGAUGCAGGCAGACCAGAUUGUCGAAGCUCAGCAGCUAAUGGGCUCUGUGGUGGAGCAGCUGGCUCAGAGUCCCCAGGACUUGAGGCAGUUUGGCACCUUCUCGCCGCUAGGAAUGACUGGACUGGACUCGGCCCUGCAGGAGGUUCUGAUGAGGCCGAUCCGGCCACACAGGAAGAAGGCUCUGCUGGUGUUCGUGGCCGACCAGAUAUCCUUCAGCGACUGGGCCAUGUCCCGGAAGGCCAAGUGUGAGGGCGUGGCUGUAUUUGUGGUGACAGUCGGCAACCGCUACAACCGGACCCAGGUGGAGGAGCUGGCCAGUUUGCCGGUCCAACAGCAUCUGAUCCACGUGGACCAGCUGGAGGCCAACGAGCGGGAAUACGUGCAGCGCUUCUUCAGAGUCUUCCUCUCCACCCUGAACAAGGGUCUGAACUCGUAUCCUCCUGCUUCACUGAAGCCCUUCUGCAGCCGUCUGAAGGACCCAAACGACUUCAUCAGCAGACAGAGUUCUCAGUCCGACGACCCACUGAGUGAUGUGUUGGUUCAGACGGAGCAUGAAGUCUCCACUGAUGUUCUGAGCCAAGAAAACGGCCAGCAAUCAGUUCCAGGAUCCAACUUUAAUGAUAAUAAUAUCCCACGCUCUGGGAUGCUGUAUGGUCGAAACAUCACAUCGACUCCGCUGAUCAGCUUUGUCUCCAAAGAUGUUUGUCUUCUCAAUAGAAACUCUGGCCAGUGCAGGAAGUACACCAUAAAGUGGUUCUAUGACAGCAAACAAUCCAGAUGCUUCCGCUUCCGGUACGGUGGCUGUGGAGGAAACAGAAACCGCUUCAGCACGCAGAGAGAGUGUGAGGCUACAUGUCUGUAGAGCUAGGGAAGAGGAGGACGAGGACAAGGAGAAGUGGGUGGAAGUCAGCUUCCUGAUAGAGAUCACCAUGGAGACCAAUGAUCAACAGCAGCUUCAGGAAACACCUCGAUUCCGUAGAAACUUUUGUGGUUUACAUCUCAGUUCUUUGGGGUUUCUGGGAGAACUCUGAGCUUUCUGAAGUCUGGAGAUGUUCCUUCAGGUAGAUCAGGUGCCAUGUAUUUUACUGAAACUGAUUAGGUAUAUGAUGUUUUCCACUCAGUUAUGAUGUUUUACAUCAUUUUCUGCCUAAAAUGUUUAAGAUAAAUGACCAAAACUCAAAUAUUGUCUGUUUAUGCCAAAGCAUGAGUUAUUUCCAUCUCUGCUCUUAACUAAUAAAAACAUCAAGUUCUCUAACAAUCAAAACUCUCCAAAAAUUAUUAGACAAAAACUGGUAAAAAUUUAUAAAAAACUGACUGAACUUUUAUUGACAGUAUUUUUGUACAAAAGCCCAGAGUGGCCAGAACUCCUUUUGUCUUCUGAGAUGGAAAAUUCUGAGAAAAACUUGUUGAAGUUGUUUUGUUUAACUUUGUGUUUAUUUGAUGGUGCUUUGAGAUGACGUUUGUUCAAAAAUGGUGCAAUAAAAAUAAAGUCAACUGAAAAAAUAAA
Messenger RNA from Nothobranchius furzeri (turquoise killifish), 8364 nucleotides. RefSeq names its product collagen alpha-6(VI) chain. Lineage: Eukaryota; Metazoa; Chordata; Actinopteri; Cyprinodontiformes; Nothobranchiidae. The record is from RefSeq and is a predicted model, not a curated record. Gene Ontology annotation, molecular function: serine-type endopeptidase inhibitor activity.